CAGAAUGUUCAUAACAACAACCACUUAGCCUGGUACCAACAGAGAGAUGGAGAAAAGCCUAAACUGCUCUUUCACUAUGUUGGAAGUCGAGUUUCAGGGACUCCAAGUCGUUUCACAGAUGGUGGAUCUAACUCUGACUUCACUCUGACCAUCAGUGGAGUUCAGGCUGAAGAUGCUGCAGUUUUUUUCUGUCAGAGUUUCCAUGUUAUCAACAAGUCCAGAGGUCAGGUCACUGUGACUCAGCCUGGAGCAGUGAGCUCUGCUGUGGGGGGCUCCGUCACCAUCUCAUGUAAAACCAGUCAGAACGUUAACGGCAAUAACUAUUUAUCCUGGUACCAACAGAGAGAUGGAGAAAAGCCUAAACUGCUCAUUUACUAUGCUAGCAGCAGAGCAUCAGGGAUUCCAAGUCGUUUUACAGGCAGUGGAUCAAACUCUGACUUCACUCUGACCAUCAGUGGAGUUCAGGCUGAAGAUGCUGCAGUUUAUUACUGUAUGGGGGAGUUCUACAUCAACAGUUCAUCAGCAGAAAUCACUCUGACUCAGACUCCCGGAUCUCAGUCAGUUUCUCCAAGACAAACGGUCUCCAUCAAAUGUAAAUCCAGCAGACUUAUAGGAGAUGACAUCAACUGGUAUCUUCAGAAAUCAGGAGAAGCUCCAAAGCUUCUGAUUUCUGAUACAACAGCACGUCAGUCUGGAGUUCCAGAGCGUUUUAGAGCAAAAGCAGCGCAGACUGACUUUACUCUGACAAUCAGUGGAGUUGAGCCUGAAGAUGCAGGAGUUUAUUACUGUCAGCAGCAUAACAGCUAUCCGUUCACACAUCAGAACGUUUAUGUUUGGAGUGGAUACCACCGUUUACACUGGUACCAACAGAGAGAUGGAGAAAAGCCUAAACUUCUCAUCCACUCUGCGAGCCACACAGUAUCAGGGACUCCAAGUCGUUUUACAGGCAGUGGAUCAAACUCUGACUUCACUCUGACCAUCAGUGGAGUUCAGGCUGAAGAUGCUGCAGUUUAUUUCUGUCAGAGCUUCCAUGCUAUCAACAACUUCACUCUGAUCAUCAGUGGAGUUCAGGCUGAAGAUGCUGCAGUUUAUUACUGUCAGAGUUUCCACUACAUCAACAGUGAUGUUCGGCCCAGCCUGACAGUGUUGUCCCCCUCCGAUGAGGAGCUGCAGAAGGGGAAGGCCACACUCAUGUGUCUGGCCGACAAGGGCUUCCCCUCAGACUGGACUCUGUCUGUUGCCAUAGUUACUGAGGUCCAAGAGGGAAUGAGGGGAGUUCAUUUCAUCAUGACACUGCUGCCCCCAGUUGGAGAGGAGCUGAACAAGCUUAAGGCCGAACACAUCUGUCUGUCCUACAAGGACAAGAGUUUGGACAAGUUGGACAGCUACUUUAACAGCAGC
Menidia menidia (Atlantic silverside) is the source of this 1401-nucleotide messenger RNA. The record is from the annotation of a GenBank genome assembly. Lineage: Eukaryota; Metazoa; Chordata; Actinopteri; Atheriniformes; Atherinopsidae.